UUUUUUUUUGGAUUUUUGACGUCACUUUUUUUUUCUUUAUCACUUCAAACGUUUGAAUUAUUUUUUGUGAUAAGUGUUGUGAUUUGUCAUAUUGCUUAUGAUGUGGUACAUCAAAGAUAUGGGGUAACUUUAUUAUGAUGGCAUGAUACGAAUCGAAAUGACAAAAUGAUUACCAGAGAUCUGAAACGGCACUGAAAGCAUAGCGGCCAGGAGGACGAGCGACAAAAGAAUGAACGCGUCGCGAACACUCGGGUUCAAUGACUCCAGCGAUGAAGUCACUUACCCACCUUCAGAGUGGUUCGACGGCAACUGCUCGUGGGUGGAUGCUGUGUCGUGGGGUUGCAAUGGUACCCUCAACGCCACCAGUGGCAACGCGACCGCCACCGACGUCACGUCGCUCGUCCUCAUGGCGGUCACGUCCGUUGUCCUCGCUCUCAUUAUUUUGGCUACUAUUGUUGGAAACGUCUUCGUGAUAGCAGCCAUCAUAAUAGAGAGAAACUUGCAAAACGUAGCCAACUAUCUUGUAGCUUCGCUGGCGGUCGCGGAUUUAAUGGUCGCCUGCCUCGUGAUGCCCCUUGGAGCUGUUUAUGAGGUUAGUCAAGGCUGGAUACUUGGUCCUGAGCUAUGUGAUAUGUGGACUUCCAGCGACGUGCUCUGCAGCUCCGCGUCUAUCCUCCAUCUUGUUGCUAUUGCUACUGAUAGGUAUUGGGCUGUGACAAAUGUUGACUAUAUACACAUAAGAAACGAGAGACGCAUCUUCACGAUGAUCUUUCUCGUUUGGGGCGCUGCACUAGUCGUCUCCCUAGCUCCUCAGCUGGGAUGGAAGGACCCUGACUACCUCGCAAGAAUAACCCAACAGCAAAAAUGUCUUGUCAGUCAAGACCUUGCAUACCAAAUCUUCGCAACGUGUUCUACCUUCUACGUUCCACUUGCAGUCAUACUGAUCUUGUAUUGGAAGAUAUUUCAAACUGCAAGGAGACGAAUCCGAAGGAGAAGAGAGCCACCGCCACCAAGACCGACUUCAGCUGACGGUGCACCACCCUCCGGAAGACCGAUUCAAUCGGCGAGAGAUAGAAGAUUUGUAAAGAAACGGUUUCUCAACUUAAAAAAGUGUAAUCAACGAACUCGCGCUGAAACGUUAGCAGCGGCACUUUUGCUAACUGAGGGUCAAAGUACAUCAACGGUCGAUACCUUAGAUGAAGAGCCUCGCACUACAGCUUUUACGAUCAAUGAAAAAGUGCCCCCAUCUGUCUCACCAGAAAAGUCUUCCUCGACCGUCACAAAUGGAUCGAAACAGGAGAGAGCUAUCGUUCCAGCUCCCUCGCAAAGAGAAAAAAAGGAAUCCCUUGAAGCAAAAAGGGAGAGGAAAGCGGCAAAGACCCUCGCAAUAAUAACUGGGGCGUUCGUCUUCUGCUGGUUACCGUUCUUCAUAAUGGCUUUAGUGAUGCCAAUUUGCCAAACGUGUGUGAUAAGCGAUUAUCUAGCGAGUUUUUUCCUCUGGCUCGGCUAUUUCAAUUCUACUCUCAACCCAGUUAUAUAUACGAUAUUUAGCCCCGACUUCCGUCAAGCGUUCGCUCGAAUUCUUUUCGGAACGCAUCGUCGCGGUCGGAAUAAAAAAUUCUAACAAAAAUGUCAUUAUUAUGUAUAUACGUGAGCCUCAAGGUUCUUGAAAUGGACUAUGUUUAUCCACUACCUGUAAAAUAUUUCGGCUUUAUGUAUGUUAUACAUACUUUAACAUCCGUAGUGUAAAUAAGUUAGUUGGAGAAUUGUAAAUAUGAAAAUAUACAUAUACAAUAGCAAUGUUGACACUUGUUUUUCAUAGUUUAUGUAGCCGCGACGACGUCGCUCGUGAGUCCAAAGCGACAUCGUCGCCCGCUCUUAUGUUGU
This is a messenger RNA of Vanessa atalanta (red admiral), 1887 nucleotides long. Its product is annotated as 5-hydroxytryptamine receptor. The coding region runs from base 230 to 1624 and encodes 464 amino acids. Gene Ontology annotation, biological process: adenylate cyclase-activating adrenergic receptor signaling pathway. Gene Ontology annotation, cellular component: membrane. The record is from RefSeq and is a predicted model, not a curated record. NCBI's taxonomy places the organism in Eukaryota, Metazoa, Arthropoda, Insecta, Lepidoptera, Nymphalidae. Gene Ontology annotation, molecular function: G protein-coupled receptor activity. The transcript has 6 exons.